UUUAGAAAUUAAAAAAAAAAUAAAACCCGAUAAUGACGUCAAUAGUUCCGGCACCGCCGGCAGGAGUCGGAGCUGCCGUGCCAGUGUGGUUGAAAAUCGAUUGGAGUCCUGAAAUAGAGCAUGGCAUUUACAAGGACUGGGGCUCGUACUACUCCCACCGGCGGAGGGAGAACAUGGCCAUGUACUACUACAACAAGGCCCUCUCCAUGAUGCCAGAGGACUAUGUGACCCUUUACCACCGCAGCCAGACGAAGCGGAAGAAUGCCCAAACAGAAGGCGCCCUCAAGGACUGUGGCGAAGCCAAAAGAAUUUUAAAGGGACUCAAAAUCAAAAACGCUCCGAUUAAUCUGGAAAUCUGUGAUGCUCUCUACGAACUGAAUCAGUUUGAGAAUGCCAAGGCGGAAUUGCACGAUAAUACACGGAUCUUCAAGGGAAACAAGAUCAAAGCCUUUGAGAACCGUCUCGUUGUGGUUGACGAAAAUAUCAAAAACUGUUGUGGAGAAGAGCUGACACAGUUUAUAUCCGCGAAUGAAAAGCUGUUGAUCCAGGUGAAGGAAAUGGAGCUCAAGGCCCAAGGGCAAGUGCAGAACAAGCCGCUGUGGAAAGUCCUAAAAGAGCUAAACAAAUGCGAUGUUUUGAGUAUCCUGGAAAUCGAAGACGAAUUACUGUCCCCACUGGAAAUAGCUAGACGAAAUCGGGCUUUCAAUGUCUUUAAUCAGAUCUACAUGGACAAGUCAUGGAUUGAUGUGGUUUUUUUGAAGAAAUUGCUUAGGAACCCCACUCUACUUCUCGAACAGUGUCAAAACUCGAAAUAUUUUUUGGGAGCUCUCAAUAAAAAGAAAUAUGAGGAAAUCAAAAUUUUCUUGAAAAUGCUUCAUGCACGUGCUCCCAUGUAUUACAUUCAAUACAACAAAUUCACGAACAAGAAACUGAUGAACAAAUUCCGGGAGGACUGUCUGUUCCGUAAGCAGUACCAGACAGGUCGUAACAUGCGUUCGGUGUUGAGGAGCAUUCGAAAUCUUCGGGCCGUCGGUAACGUGACGCGACUCUCGAAGUACGUGGAGGAGGUUAUGGGAGACUACGUUGUCCUGAAAACUAGUCGGAUUAUGCCCUGGAAAUUUGAAUUCAUGAACGAAGUGUACAACACAUUGGCGCUGGCAUUUGCCGAACAGUGUGUAGUCCCCCCCGACAAGAAUCGUCAGGAGGACAAGGAUGCUCUUCUCAAGCUGCUUUGCCUUCCCACCGACAAGUCCUGGGAGGUUCAACAUUUCGUGUUUGGAGACCGCUCCACUCAUCAGGCCUCCGAUGUGACGGAUCUGUCCAUGUCGAAAUCGAGGCAGUGGAUAUCCCGACUGGAAAAACGAAUGCUGUUCGCCAAGUACUCGAUCGAGAAAUGCUAUCUAUUGCAUCAGAUUGGCUACACUCAUCUCAAAUCCAAUCGCUUCGAUGAAUGCUGCUUUAUAGCUAGAAAGGGCAUAACAGAGACCAAGAACUGCAAUAGCUUGAUAUGGAAAUUUCUGUGCACUCUUCUGAUCAUCAAGUCCAAUGCAGCCCUCCACAAGGUGGAACGCACCAAGGAGUCACUGAUUAGGGCUCAGAAAAUUAUAGAAGAACUUGCUUCUCCCAAGCUUUCCCAUUUCGUGGACGUUUGCAUGGCCUGCAAUGAGGAAGAAUGUAAUCUAAAGAAACAACGCGGUAGCUUCUCAAGGCGUCAAAGUCCGGAGUCCAUGCACAGCCUGGACACUGAGCCAAGUUUUGAUAAGUAAUAUUCACAGCCUUCAAUUGAAUACAGUAUCAAAUACAUGACAUACAUUAAAUAUCCAUA
Drosophila persimilis is the source of this 1825-nucleotide messenger RNA. RefSeq lists its product as uncharacterized. Lineage: Eukaryota; Metazoa; Arthropoda; Insecta; Diptera; Drosophilidae. Gene Ontology annotation, molecular function: protein binding. The transcript is spliced from 9 exons. The record is from RefSeq and is a predicted model, not a curated record. The coding region runs from base 33 to 1766 and encodes 577 amino acids.